This is a messenger RNA of Phycodurus eques (leafy seadragon), 4068 nucleotides long. RefSeq names its product zinc finger DHHC-type containing 24 (gene zdhhc24). Gene Ontology annotation, biological process: protein targeting to membrane; peptidyl-L-cysteine S-palmitoylation. The transcript has 3 exons. Gene Ontology annotation, molecular function: protein-cysteine S-palmitoyltransferase activity. NCBI's taxonomy places the organism in Eukaryota, Metazoa, Chordata, Actinopteri, Syngnathiformes, Syngnathidae. The coding region runs from base 399 to 1274 and encodes 291 amino acids. The record is from RefSeq and is a predicted model, not a curated record. Gene Ontology annotation, cellular component: endoplasmic reticulum; Golgi apparatus.
CUUUGCCUAUCAAAUGCAUCAAACCACAGAAAGUCGUCUUUCGGAUGAGGCGUUAUUAUAUAUCUCACACUGAUGUUAUUAAAAAUAAAUACAUUCAUUUAAAAAAAUAAAUCCUGGAAGUGAGGAUAGCCCGGAUGUGACUUCAUCUUAUGUGUCUCGGUCCAGUCAGGUCCGCACAGAUAAUAUUUCAUAUUAUUGUUGCGCUUCAUUCGUGACGUUACAUUAAAUCGCUAGAAAGAUACGUAAGGUAUUGUAAUGUUUUUCCCUCCACGCCCAUCAAUGUUCGAAGCUAACCGAGUGUCUUGUUGGCAAAUGAAGCUAGCAACCACGGUGUGUGUGUCUGUCCAAUCAGUUCUUCCGCUUAGUUGUUGAUUUUUGGCGGUCCAGGACCAGCAGACAUGACGAGCUAUGCAGCCAACGUGUUUCGCAAGGUGGAGAGGACGUGCUACCACCUCCCCGUCAUCUUCAACACCUUCCUGGUCUUCUCCAUUACCGGGGAGGUGAGCUACCUGGUGCUGGUCGAGGCUCCGCUGGAGGCGGACCAGAAGAGGACGGAGUGGUCCUCGCUGUGGAAAUCCGUGCACCUGCUGGCUCAGUACGUCAUGCUUUGCAACAUAUGCUGGAACGCCGUGCUGUUUGUCCGCACCAGCCCCAGCAUCAAGGGGGUGUUCCUCGGAGGGGAUACUGUGGGACAGGGAUGGAGGUACUGUUAUGCGUGUGAAACACACACUCCUCCACGCUGCUCGCACUGCUACGAUUGCAACGUGUGUGUGCUGCGACGGGACCACCACUGCGUGUUCUUCGGGCAGUGCGUGGGUUUCCGUAACUACCGUUACUUCCUCAGCUGCUUGCUGUUCAUGUGGUCGGGGCUACUUUACGCCACGCUGAUGAACGCUGAGGUCUUCAUCGUCAUAUUGAAGGAAGGCGUGACUUUGCACAGCGUCUUCCUGCUGAUGAUACCCUGGAUCAUGCUGGUUUCAGGUCAGGUCUCAGCACGUGCCUUCGCCUUCGCCUUCAUUGCAGACACGUGCGUCGUGGGCUUCCUGUUGGUCUCUGCCUUCUUCUUCUUCCAUCUUUUCCUGCUUUUCCGAGGACAAACCACAAGGGAGUGGUACUCGUCUCGCCGUCCCUACAACCUUGGACUCUUGGGCAACUUGCGUCACACCUUUGGUAGUCGCUGGUACCUGUGCUGGCUCUGUCCGCUUAUCCCGUCACCUCUCGCUGGGGAUGGGAUACACUUCCAGAUGACGGGAUCACUCGAACCUACCCAGUAAUAACACCUGGGGUUGGUUCUGUUCAGCAAAGGCAUGACUGACAUACUUUUGUGAAGGCUAGACUCUUUGACUGUUCCCUCUUUUCCUAACAGGAAUAGUCAGCACCAAAAAGUUUCUAUGUUCUGUAUUUCCGGCAUUUUUUUUUUUAAAUUGAAGGUUAUGCAGUUCAAUUUCCCAUUUUACUCUGAAAUUAAAGCACAGCACAAAUAAACUAUUCAAGUUACAAAAUAUCUCAUGGGUUAGGGUUUGAAAUACAUUUUUGUUUGUAGAUUGAUUCUACAAACAAAAAUCUAUUGUAAACCUUUGACUCAUUAAAGUAGCCACAGUGGGCAGAUGUAAAAGCUGAACACAUUCUUGGCAUAAUCUCUAAAAUGGAAAUCAAAUAUUCUUCAGAGAGUUCUUCCCAAUUCUGUUGUGGAAGUUCCCAUAACUGUGCUGCUAUUCAUUGGACUUGAACUAUAUGACUUUCAGUUUUUAAGAAAAAAAAUAAACACAAAUUUGUAUGUUCUGAAACUUUUGACCCGUAGCGCAACUAGCCUAAAGUUUUAGAACACGACCAAGGAGGACACUUCUGUUGAAAAUGAAUCAUAAAAACGCAAGACUGGAAUUUGCUGAACUGCAUGUUGACAAGCCACAAAGUUUCUAUGAACAGACUGGAAAACUGGAACUUUCUGGCAAGGCACAUCAGCUCUAUGUUCACAAAGGCAAAAACGAAGCAUACCAAGAAAAAAAAAAAAACACUGUCCCUAUUAUGAAAUUAUGGAGGAGGCUCUGUUACGUAUGUUCUGUCUUGCAGGGUACAAUAAAAUCUCACGACUAUCAAGGUAUUCUAGAGAGAAAUGUGCUGCCCAGUUUCAGAAAGCUUGGUCUCAGUCGCAGGUCAUGCAACACGAUAACGACCCAAAAGACACAGCUGAAAAGAAAAAAAACACCCAAGAAUGAUUAAAGCCUGGUAUGCAAACAGAGACAAUCUGCCUGUUUUUGCACCGAUUCUGUCCCCUCCAACCAAGCACGUCAAAUGCCAGACCAUAUAUGUUUUAUAGGAUUAUCCUAUAAGUUUAUCCUUAGGUCUGAGGUGUUUUAAGACUAGAUUCGUCCUGGUUUUAGGGUUCGAAACAGGUGGGGGCUCAUAAUCUUAAGUAAUGCACAUGUUCAAUAUUUACGCCCUAAACUCUUCAUGUCUGCAGUAGGGUUGUUCCGUUCAGAAGAACGAAUGUUUUUAGUGAACGAACUGAACCGAAUCAGUUUAUGAAAUGAUUAGUUCUUGUAGCUUGAGUGAUUCGUUCAGUGAACUGGUGGACUGAAGAACUGAAGAGUGAUUCGUUCGUUGAACUUUUUCGUUUGUGAUCCGCUAAAGAGCGAUGUACAAGUACGAUGAGUGAGUCGUUGGCGCAAGGAAUGGCGUACUACGCCGUGAGCGUACUCAUGAGUGACUUUAACCGCAAGUCCUGACGUCCUCGCGGGGAUAGCUUUCACUAGCAGCUUCAAGCUAACGGCUAAUUUUUGAGUCACGUGAAAACAAGCACGUUUAAAAUAAAUGUAAAUUAAUAAUAAAUGUAUAUACGUACACAUAUUCCCGCUGUGUCUCUAAUGCAAUGAUUACAGCUUUUUAUUUAAUAAUAAUAAUAAUACAUUAAACUUAUAUAGCAAGACACUCUGAAGCUACGGUGAACUGGAAGUGCAAAACUAGAACAAAUUGUGAAAUACUUUUACAUUUCAGAAAACAAAUUAACAAAAGCCAAAACACUUUUACAUUUCAGAAAACAAUUUAACAAAAAGAGUCACUGAUGGUGUAGUGGUGCACUCGCCUGACUUUGGUGCAGGCAGCGUGGGUUCAGUUCCCACUCAGUGACGGUGUGAAUGUGAGUGCGAAUGGUUGUCCGUGUCUAUAUGUGCCCUGCGACUGACUGGCGACCAGUUCAGGGUGUAGUCCGCCUUUCGCCCGAAGCCAGCUAGGAUAGGCUCCAGCGUCCCGCGACCCUAACCAGGAUAAGCGGCGUUGAAAUGGAUGGAUGGAUGGAUGAAUUUAACAAAAGCCCAAACACUUUCACAUUUCAGAAAACAAUUUAACAAAAACGGUGGCCGACCGGUUAGAGCGUCAGCCUCACAGUUCUGAGGACCCGGGUUCAAUCCCCACCUGUGUGGAGUUUGCAUGUUCUCCCCGUGCCUGUGUGGGUUUUCUCCGGGCACUCCGGUUUCCUCCCACAUCCCAAAAACAUGCAUUAAUUGAAGACUAAAUUGCCCGUAGGUGUGCACGUGAGUGCGAAUGGUUGUUUGUUUGUUAAUCAUAGGGCACAUACAAACGUAUGUGCCCUAUGAUUGGCUGGCAACCAGUUCAGGGUGUACCCCGCCUCCUGCCCAAUGAUACCUGGGAUAGGCUCCAGCACGCCCGCGACCCUAGUGAGGAGAAGCGGCUCAGAAAAUGGAUGGAUGGAUGGAAUUUAACAAAAGCCAAAACACUUUCACAUUUCAGAAAACAACUUAUGGAUGGUGACGUGGAACAGAAUGUAGCCAAUCGAGAAGUGCCCUGCAAAACAAUUAACAAAACAACAACAAAAAACAUUCUACUUGAUUUCAUAUUUUGUAUUAAAUCGAGUUCACCAGCCGGCAAGACGUAUUUUCCAAAGCAAGUCCCUUUUUUUUGUUUUGUUUUUUUGACGAAAACGAUCCCGCAUCUGGACCCCUCGGAAACACUGCAAAAUUUGGCGCAUAGCCGGAAGUAUCCGCUAGUCUUCAUUUUUGUGAACGUCAAAAGGUUGUGCAACAAAAUAUUAAGGGUACUGUCAUUUUUUGU